AAGGCUGGGGGAGGGGGCGGGCGUCUCCACCUCCAGCCGUUGCCCGGAGUUUCCGGUGUGAGGCCUGAGCCGGUAUCCCUACGCUGUGAUCCUUGUUUGGGGGAGGGGAGGAGGCAGUCGGAAGCAGAGAAAGAAGAGAGAUCGACUGAGGCGGCGCUGGGAAAGGAGAGCGGGGACAGAACGGGAUCGCAGCCUGCCUGCCUCACAGGCCCGGGAGGGGCGCGCGGUCGGUUCAGACUCGAGCAUCCUUCACCACGAUGAAGAAUCGGGACAAAGAGGGGGGUGCUUCGAAGCUGCCAGCCAGCCCUUCCAAAGCAAAAGCCCGGGCAGGGCCCCAAGAAGCCGGUGCAUCCCAGACUUCGAAGCCCGAGGAUGCCCAGGAGCCCAGGAGCCCGCGUGCGUCUGGGGACCCCGCUCCCAAAGCAGACGGAAAUGCAGAAGGUGCCCCCGGCCAGGCCCAGGAGAAGAACGAAGGGGGGCAAACCAAGAAUUCUCAGUCGGGGUCUGUUUGUGACGUCUCAGAGGAGCUGAGUCGGCAGCUGGAAGACAUACUGAAUACCUACUGUGUUGAUAGCAGUCAGGAGGGACCAGGUGAUGACGGGGGCCAGAAUGAACACACAGAGCCAGAUGAGGUAGAGAAGAGCAGGAAUUACGCUGCACGGAAUGGAGAACCAGAACCGGGGACCCCUGAGGUCAAUGGAGUGAAGGAAAUCACCAAGGGAGAGCCAGGUGUCGAAGAGAUCCGGGCAAAUGAUGAGAGUGGGGACCGAGACCAGAAGCGGGCCCAGGAAAAGAAGAAGGCCAAAGGCCUGGGGAAGGAGAUCACUUUGCUGAUGCAGACGCUGAACACCCUUAGCACCCCAGAGGAAAAGUUGGCUGCACUAUGCAAGAAAUAUGCUGAGCUGCUGGAGGAGCAUCGGAAUUCCCAGAAACAGAUGCGAGUCCUGCAGAAGAAGCAGAGCCAGCUGGUGCAGGAGAAGGACCACUUGAGGAGUGAGCACAGCCGGGCUGUCCUGGCCCGCAGCAAGCUGGAGAGCCUGUGUCGGGAGCUUCAGAGGCACAACCGGACCCUCAAGGAAGAAGGCGUCCAGCGAGCACGAGAGGAAGAGGAGAAGAGGAAGGAGGUGACAUCCCACUUCCAGGUGACCCUGAAUGACAUCCAGCUGCAGAUGGAGCAGCAUAAUGAGCGCAACUCCAAGCUGCGCCAGGAGAACAUGGAGCUGGCAGAGCGACUAAAGAAGCUUAUCGAGCAGUAUGAGCUGCGGGAAGAGCACAUUGACAAGGUCUUCAAACACAAGGAUCUGCAGCAGCAGUUGGUGGAUGCCAAGCUCCUGCAGGCCCAGGAGAUGCUGAAGGAGGCUGAGGACAGGCACCAGCGAGAGAAAGACUUUUUACUGAAGGAAGCAGUGGAGUCCCAGCGUGUGUGUGAGCUGAUGAAGCAGCAGGAGGCCCACCUGAAGCAGCAGCUUGCACUGUACACGGAGAAGUUUGAGGAGUUCCAGAACACUCUGUCCAAGAGCAGCGAGGUGUUCACAACAUUUAAGCAGGAAAUGGAAAAGAUGACCAAAAAGAUCAAGAAGCUGGAGAAAGAGACCACCAUGUACCGGUCCCGGUGGGAGAGCAGCAAUAAGGCGCUGUUGGAGAUGGCUGAGGAGAAAACUCUUCGAGACAAGGAACUAGAAGGCCUGCAGGUGAAGAUCCAGCGGCUUGAGAAGCUUUGUCGGGCCCUGCAGAGCGAACGCAAUGACCUGAACAAGAAGGUGCAGGACCUGAGUGCCCAUCCCCCACCGGGUGAAGCAGACUCGCCAGAGUCCCCCAGAGGCCCACGGAGGGACGACGGUGCCGAGCCGCCAGUCGAAGGCCUGAGCCCUGAGGGCCCCCAGCCUCUAGAGGCUGCCCCCCAGGGCCUAGAACUGAGCCCGGGUGUUUCAGGCCAGACGGAGACUGAUGAAGCCACCCCUUCUGCAGACUAGAGAGACCCCGGUGGAAGGAAGACCAGGAAUGCCAGGAGGGGGCUAGUGAAUGUUACAGGCCCAGCUGCUGUGUCCCCUCUCAGCUUAGGGGCUGCCAUGGGGAUGAGCAGGGGCCCAUCAGGCAUUUGACACUUUCCGACUUAGGUUCUUGAAGAUGAUUUUUAUAUAUAUAUGGCAUAUAAAAGUGUGUGCCACGCCCCAUGCUUUUAUAUACAUACAUGUAUAAAACAGGCGCUUGCUUUCCCAUGCUGCGGUGCAUGGGGAGAGACACGUGACUAACAGUGCUCCGAGGGCAUUAGCGGGGCGGGGGAGGGGGGGGGGGGGGGGGGCCUUGUCUCCUGCCGCUGCUCACAGGGCGGGUUAUUGGGCUGUUCCUCUCCCUCCCAGCCCCAGGGGGCCGGAGCUUCACUUGUGUCCCAGUGCACACGCGCACAUGCAUUCUCAUGCAUUUUGGAUGAGAGUUUCGGGCUUGCUGUGGCUCAGCCCUCCCUCAGUACCGAGAGUGUCUCUGCCCCUCUUGCUCUGCCCAGCAGGGAUCCAGAGCCAGCGUUCUAGUGUUUUCCAGUGGAGAGAGACUAGAGUGAGGAGCCCAUUUAUUUCAAGCCCCACACAGUGGGAGCCUCUUGAGCUUUCCGGUCGUGCCCAGACUAGAUGAGGAGUCCCAGUAGCCUUAUGAUUCACAGUUGCCUCUCCCUCCAGCACAAGUGGAUUGAAAAGAGGUCGUCCGAAGGGUUGUUUCAGAAGGUGGUUUGGGGUUGUUGGGUUUGGGGGGGUUUGCACAAAAGUAUGUUAUUGUUGAGGUAGGAGAACAAUUAGCAAUAGACUGUCUCCUUUAUCUUUGUAUCUGCAGUCACUCUCUCUCCUGCCCCAGCUUUGGGCCUCUAGCUGAGUCGGUGCAGUAGAUACGUGUUCCUCAUGAGAGAGGUUGAUGCUUCCCUUUAGUGUUGCCCAGGACGUGUGCUUAAUCACUACAAGGACUGUAGGACCCUGAGGGCUGCCUCUUGUUCCCAUAGCAGCUCAGCCACCCACCCCCACCCAUUCCCAUGGUGGCCUCAGAAUGACCCACAGCCACCCCCUGGCAUUGCUCCAGUGGAGCCACUCGUAGGACUCCCACUCUACCCACGAACACUGUUCUUGGUGAGUAGAGGUCUAAGGAUGGCCUCCUGGACUUCCAGAGAGUCUGUGGGCUCAGGGCUCUGGCUACACAUCAGGCUCUACGCUGGCCAAGGCCAGAGGGCACAAAAUUUCUCCCCAAAUUGGUCCCUUCCUGGAAGGAGCCAGAAAUCUAUAGCUGGAGAGCCGUCUUCUCUCUAAGGAGCCUGGUGACGGAGUUUGUCGUUCCCUGCCUUUGGGCGGCACCCUUGAGGCACUACCAGUCGUGCCUCCUGCAGUACAGAGCGAUUUCCCAGGAUCAGCCAAGCCCCGGCUGCUGGACAGGGUGCCUCGGGGACCUCUCUUCCAGCUUAGCUUUUGGACUCAGUGGGACCAAAGGAGCUACAAAACCUGCAGGGUAUAGUAGCCGAGUAGGGGCUCGCUCAGAGGUCCUCAGCCAUUCUUGUCUCCUACCAUCCAGCCCCUCCUGGCCCUUCCCUGGCUUUUCUCUGUGCCACCGAGUCCUGUGCACAGGCUAAGCCUAAAUGAUGUUCUCACAGACCUUGUUCUCCUGUGUCACAGUCUUCCCUGCCCCUUGUGCUCCUGGGUGGCUCUGGAUUGAAUCUUCUCCUGACACUGCGAACCCUAGGCAGGGACCAGAGUAGCAUCCAGCUGAUAUCUUUUGUCUUUGCAGGCCGCACCUGAAGGUGAGGGAGUGAGCCAGUUGUCAGGGCCUCAGCAGCUGGAGGUGGGACAGGGUGUGAGUGGCUGCAUGUCUGCCCCAAAAGGGACCUAUUCGAGACCCCAACCAGCACUUGGUUUCAUUUGCAUUUCCCCACUUCUGGGGUAGAAGAGAAGGGUCUGCAUUGCUCUUGGCCCUUUAUUUUUCAGUCUUCCACGGUGCCCCUUUUUUCUCUGCCCUUCACCUCUCAGUGAGUGCUAGCCCAGAGCUGCUGCCCAAGGCCGUGCUGGGCCUUCUGGGUAGUCGUAGUUUGGACUUCUCUCUGCAUAAAAAGGGCAUGGAUGGCACUCAUUGCCCAACUCACUUCAGCUACCUCUAAGCUGCUGUAGGCCUGGGGCUACAGAGCAGCCUCCAGCCCUCAAUGUUGGAGCCCUUUGCUGGGAAAUGAGCAAAUGGUGAGCCCAGAUACCUCAUCUGGUCACAGACUGUGAUGCCUCCAUUCAACACCUAGUAAACCAUGUUUCAAGGAUGCAGUUAGUGCUGGGUCUGCUCCCCCAGGCAACAGCAGCCACCACAUGAGGGCUUCCUUUCCCUCCUUGGCUCCUUAAUUCUUAGCCUUUUACCCACUUGUGACCAAAUCUCAGAAUUCACCACACCCGUCACUGGCUGCCCUCCAAAGGGAGCUGGUCCAGGUUUCUGCUCCUUCCCUUUAGCUUCUUAAAAUGGUUGCUUAGCCCUGGGCAGGCAAGGGGCUGCUGGGUUGUACAUGGAGCCUGGGCAGGUCCCAGUGGGUGAGGUAAUCCAAAAGGUGUGUCCAGAAGGAGUACUGUACUUGGGCCCACAAAGCUCUGGAGCUGGUGACUUUUGUUUCAGGGAUUCAGCUCUAUGCUUACUUAAUUUGCUUUAGCCUGGGACCCUUGUGCCAAGAACUCGUCCAGCCCAGUGGGGCAUAGGCACAGAGCAUGUGAUCACAUGUGUGCGGCAUUCUGGAGUUGAUUCUCCAUGGGUCAAAUUUGGGCAUUUUCUGUGAGGGACCAACCCAGAAUGGCUUGGCUCGGGGUUGUGGAACACCCCCUGAGGUUGCCAGUGGCACAGCAGGGUAGACAGGGUUGGGGGUGGGGGGAGAGUAAGGGGACAGCUUCCUGCCUGUUGGACCCUCCAGGCAGCCUGACCCCAUGGAGGUUGGAAGCUGUAUGCUAACAGCUGUCUUUUUCCUUUUCUCAACAGACUGGGGUGGGGGUGAUUUUGAUGUAUUUUUAACCACAUUAAAUAGUCUGUUGCCUUAACUUGAUCCUGCCUACUGUGAUGUAGAAUCUGAUUGAUUCAGGGGCCAACCAGGUGAUUUCAAACCACACCCUUUUCUCCCUCAGCCUUCCCCACAAAUAAUGACAGAUUCAAAGUUGUCCGUGGCCAGUCCUAAUCCUAGUCCUACCUUAGUGGACUUGAUAAAAUGGCACAUGGUUCAGAGAGACAGUGAAACCAGGGACAUGAUGGGAGAAGUGAGCUCUGAGGCCCAAGGUUGUAACUGGGCAGGUGUUUGGGGAAGGGUCCUGAACAGGUCCCUUCUGAAUUGGACUUUUCCAGUAUUCAACAGGCAAAGGACAUUCUUGGCCUAGGGAGCAGGUGAAAGCAAAGGCCCAAGGGCAAGACUGCGCAGGAUGUGUUUCUGGAACAGAGUCCAGUUCAGGGAGGGUGUGCAGAAUGUGACCCAGAGAGAGAGAGAAAUCAUGCAAGAUUUAUAUAGGACCGUAGGCCCAGAAAUGAAGUAACUUAGCCAUUGUGAAAUGCCAGUACAAGGCCUGUGCUCUGUGCUCUUCUGUAUCCCUUUAGGCCUUUCUGUUUACAUACUUUACUGGAAUGGCCGAUGUGGCAUGUGACUAAUGGGUGCUGGCCCGGCCCUGAGCUUGCUGCUGUUGAGGCAUGACCUUGCACAGCCCUGCCUUCUGAACGGUGCGGCAGUUCCUGAGACAGACUGCAGUAGAACUGGAUGAAGAGGGCUGGCAGGCUGUGCUCCUGAGGCCCAGUGAGGCCCUGCCUAUCCAGCGCUUGAGGCUGUGGGAAGUGGAAGUCAGAAGGCCUGGACCUACGUUCCUGCUCAGCCUCGUGACCUAGAGCACAGCAUUUCCUCCCCAUGGGCCAGUUUCUUUACUUACAGAAUGAGAAUAACUGUAUGAGGACCAUUUGUGCAAUUAAAGGCAGACUGCUGCAAGGCCCAAGGC
This is a messenger RNA of Trichosurus vulpecula (common brushtail), 5966 nucleotides long. RefSeq names its product taxilin alpha (gene TXLNA). Gene Ontology annotation, molecular function: syntaxin binding. The transcript has 11 exons. The record is from RefSeq and is a predicted model, not a curated record. The coding region runs from base 258 to 1973 and encodes 571 amino acids. NCBI's taxonomy places the organism in Eukaryota, Metazoa, Chordata, Mammalia, Diprotodontia, Phalangeridae.